AUGGCCAACAAUAGGGUUGUCAAAUAUGUUUUCGUCUUCUUGACUGCUAUCCUGGGACCAUCAAAGCUGGUUCUUUCGCCAGAUGAGGUGGCCAAAUAUCUGCAGUGGGAAAUUUAUCUCCGCAUCCUGGAGUCAUUCUAUGACCAUCUUUUGGGAGAGCCUAAAGCCUAUGUCACACAAGCCUUGAAAUUGUGGACAGCAAACGGACUUCUCUCUAUGAGAAACGGCACGGCGUGCAGCUGGCGUUCUCUACGUGUGUUGUCAGACUACAUAUCAAGAGCCAGACAGUACUUGAGGGAAGCAGAGGCAGACACCCGUUCACCCCUACCGACUCCUCACAAAGAUACACUCAAGCGGCUUGCAAUCUUAAUGCACCAAAUGGGCCAGGCUCCUCCGCCCGCCGCCAACCUUCCGGUCAUCGAGGGCGUUGUUCCUAUGCAGCCUCUAUUGCGCCUUGCUCCACCAACACCAGUUCAGGAUGACAGCGAAGACUCGUAUGGAGAUGAUGGGUUCAACGGUUUCUCUGAUGAUUCGGCUGGAGGCUGA
Messenger RNA from Endocarpon pusillum Z07020, 546 nucleotides. RefSeq lists its product as uncharacterized. The record is from RefSeq and is a predicted model, not a curated record. NCBI's taxonomy places the organism in Eukaryota, Fungi, Ascomycota, Eurotiomycetes, Verrucariales, Verrucariaceae. The transcript is spliced from 3 exons. The coding region runs from base 1 to 546 and encodes 181 amino acids.